AUGCCUGUUAUGGGGUCUGAAGAAAAUCCCACACAAUUCGAUAUUGAAGUUUCACAGUUUAAAAUUUGGGCUAGAUCUGAUUUGGAGCGAAAGGUGAAAGAGCUGCAAGAGGAAAAGAGCAUGCCAGAACCAUCACAGACUGAAAAGGCUGAACUCCAACAAACAGCAGCGACACAAGUUCUGGGUAAUAUUGAAGUGGAAAUUGGUUCUCUUAGAGAUAGACAGGGUGCAUCGCUUGAAGAAAUGUUGCCGAAUAUGCAGUUUAUGCCUUUGGUUUGUGAGCUGCCGAGUCUCAAAGAACUGCAUACCGUGCCGAUGGAGAAACUGAUUGACCUGGCCAUCCAUGGGAAGGGUAUUUAUACCGAUGAGUACUCAAAAUAUCUACAAGCUGAAAUUAUGGGAGAUCCUUAUCCAUCCUUAGGAAUUCUUAGUCUGGAGUACCCGUCGACUGGUAGUUUACCAAGCUUGGAAAAAAUGCAAUCUUCUCAAAUCUUCGACAAAUUUUAUGCUAAAGAUCUGGAUCCUCCAUCACAAGUUUCAAGACCAACUUUUGACUUGGGUUUAGGACCAAGUGAUCAAAAUGGAGAAGAGGUGCAGCAGCCUGCAAUUGAUCUAGGUGCACCUGAUCCACCUCAAAUCCAUCUUGCAGCUGCGCCUGCGCAUAAUGAAGCUCCAGUUGCUAGAGGAGCAUCAGAUCAAGCUCAAACGGAUCCCUCGGAUGAGCAAGCUCAAAUCGAUACUGCACCUACACUUAAUGAAGCCUCUGCAAUUGUUUUAGCUGCAGCUGAACAAGCUCGUUUGAAAGCUGAUCUUCAGCAACCUGAACAAGAAGGAACAAGGAAACCUUGGGAUCCCAUUCCAUUCAAUGAAGUAGAAAGGAAGAAGAAAAUGAAGAAUGACAGAAAGCAACAGCCUACUAAACAAUUAGAGAGUCUUAAGUAUCCAGUUUUAGAUGCUGAAAAGGAGAGGAAGCUCGACUGA
Molecule: messenger RNA, 981 nt
Organism: Papaver somniferum (opium poppy)
Lineage: Eukaryota; Viridiplantae; Streptophyta; Magnoliopsida; Ranunculales; Papaveraceae
Exons: 5
Coding region: 1-981 (326 amino acids)
Source: RefSeq, a predicted model, not a curated record